GUACAGCUUGUUAAGCUGUAAAAAAAUAAUAAGGCAAACCAUAGUCUGCUUUUUUAUCUGAACAAGUCAAAUAUAGUUUAUGCUUGCUCUGAAAAAUGAGACCAAAAUAAUUAAACAGCAAACUGUGAUUUGCUCAAGGGAGUAAAGGGAGCUGGAACCUCUAUGUAUAAUGUGAGGAAAUAGGGAGGAUAGGGAUGGUGGUGAUUUUUAAGCUGUCUUCAGUGUUUGAGAUUUGAGAGUUCAAGACUCGGUCCAGGCAGAAUUUGGCUUUGAGGCUGUGAUCCCCACUACAGGGACCUUGUAUGCCACUGUGGACAAACCGUGAGAUUUCUUUUCCCAUUCAUCUGAUUUGAAGCAGGAGAGGUCAGCCAAACCAAAAUAGCUAGACAUAAUGGGAGUUCACCUGCUGCCAAUGGUUCCUUAGACAGAAGCUCCCUGAAGGUGCAUAAAAAGAACCAAGGAGAAGACUGGAGAGCAAAUGGAGGACACAGGAGAUGUUUUUCAGUUCCCACAAUGAUCAUGUGCUAGAAGAAAGAAUCCCUGGUCACAUAAUGGAGCGAGGUGCCCUGCGAUCCUCGGAGCCCCUCACUCACCUCGGCCAGCUAGAAGGCACGGAGGGGCAGCCACCGAACGCACCGACGGAUGGGCAGGCGACUCCCGGCUGGAGCUGGUAUAGAUCCAAUCCAGAGCAAGCUGACCCCCUCCGAGACAGAGUGCGCAGACAUCUCCAAUUUCCAUCCAAUCAUACAGUGCUGAUCCUGCAUGCAAAGGUGGCUCAGAAAUCGUAUGGCAAUGAAAAAAGGUUUUUCUGCCCACCACCUUGCGUGUACCUCACUGGACCAGGCUGGAAACAAAAGAAAGAAGAGAUCAAAGCCAAAAAUCUAACAGAGACCAGUUCCAAGGUUUGUGGGUAUAUAGGACUUGACAGCCUGGCUAGCAGUCAGGUAGAGACCCAGAAGUUAAUCUUUGAGGAGCAGCCAGAUUCCAAGGAAUUCAGCUGUGCCAAAGCCCUAUACAUUUCAGAUUCUGACAAGAGGAAACACUUCCGGCUGGUCCUGAAACUUUUCUUCAGCAAUGGGCAGGAGAUUGGCACUUUCCACAGCAAGCUUAUUAAAGUCAUCUCUAAACCUUCACAGAAGAAGCAGUCCUUGAAGAACACAGACUUGUGCAUUUCAUCUGGAUCAAAGGUCUCCCUUUUCAACCGUCUGCGCUCCCAAACGGUCAGCACCCGUUACCUUUCUGUUCAGGAUGAGAUCUUCACUGCAAGUGCCCAGCAGUGGGCAGCAUUUACACUUCACCUAGAUGACUUCUGUUCACAGUCUCGGGGCGAAUUCCCCCGGCAGGAAGGCUACAUUCGCUAUGGUUCCAAAGUCCGGCUUAUCUGCACAGCCACUGGCAUGGCACUGCCUCCUCUGAUCAUUCGGAAAGUUGCGAAACAGUCUGUGAUGUUGGAUGUAGAUGAACCCAUCUCCCAGCUGCAUAAAUGUGCUUUCCAGCUGCAUGGCAGUGACGGCAUGUACCUCUGUCUCUCCGCAGAGAAAGUGAUCCAGUUCCAGGCAUCUCCAUGUCCAAAGGAAGCAAAUCGGGAAUUGUUGAAUGAUAGCUCCUGCUGGACCAUCAUUGGGACAGAGACUGUGGAAUAUACAUUCAGUGACAACCUCAGUGCCAUUUGUGAUCCUGUGAGCCCAGUCCCUCUCAUAACAGCUCUAGAGCUGACAGGUGGUGGGGAUGUAGCAAUGCUAGAAGUGCAGGGCGAGUUCUUCCAUGCAAACUUGAAGGUUUGGUUUGGAGAUGUGGAAGCUGAGACGAUGUUCAGAAGUCCCAAAUCCUUGGUAUGUGUUGUUCCUGAUGUCUCUGCUUUUAGCUGUGACUGGAGAUGGUUCAGAUACCCUAUUACUGUCCCUCUCUUGCUGCUAAGGAAUGAUGGUCUGAUUUAUUCCAGCACUUUCAGCUUCACCUACACACCAGAACAGAAUUUCCUCUCAGGACCUCCAACCCUACCAGAGAUAACACAGGAUUCAGAUACUUUGCUCAACACAAUCCAUCAGGAGUUCACCAGAAGCAACUUCCAUCUUUUCAUGCAAAGUUAGAGCCAGGGUUUUCUAGAUGUCACAAUUUGAGAGGACAGGGUGAAAAAAAUCCAGCUUCCUAAGAAUCUUGGCUUUAAUUUGAAAAUAGCACAUUUCUACUUCUCAUGCCUAUGAAGAUAUUCUUAAAAGCAUGUAGUGGAUUGAAGCAGCUACAUGUUUUCCAUGCCACAAAGAAAAUUGAAAAAGUAUUUUUGGGAAGAGCAAUGGGAUUCAACAUCUUUGUCUUGUUGUGACUGCCAAAACCAUAAUAAAACAUUCAAAGGAACAACAACAAUAAAACAAUAUAAACUAUGUAGAAUAUGAAGAGUAAUGGCAAUUGUUCAAUUUACAUAUUUUAGGAUGCAGAAAUUUGUUUUUUCUAAAGCUAAGUAGCUUGGGACCGGAUUUUUUAUUAUUAUUAUUUGGACAGUGUGUUGUACACACAACACUUUAGGUAAUCAAAGCAUUUGAGUUGUUUACUGCAGUACCAGUGUCAGUUUUUUUUCAGUCCCUGGUGGGCUGAGGUCCCAUUCCCAUGUGACACAGGCCUGAUCUCCAUUUUGUACCAUAUGCAUGGUAUAUCAUAGACAGAGUUGC
Messenger RNA from Pogona vitticeps (central bearded dragon), 2666 nucleotides. RefSeq names its product recombination signal binding protein for immunoglobulin kappa J region like (gene RBPJL). NCBI's taxonomy places the organism in Eukaryota, Metazoa, Chordata, Lepidosauria, Squamata, Agamidae. Gene Ontology annotation, cellular component: nucleus. Gene Ontology annotation, molecular function: RNA polymerase II cis-regulatory region sequence-specific DNA binding; DNA-binding transcription activator activity, RNA polymerase II-specific. Gene Ontology annotation, biological process: regulation of transcription by RNA polymerase II. The record is from RefSeq and is a predicted model, not a curated record.